CGAGGCUGCGGGAGGGGAGGGAAGGGGAAGCGACCCCCCGACGAAGCGGCCCGGACGGGGCGAACGGGCCAUGGAGAAGCGGUGGCGGGGCCCGGAGCUGGGGUGAGCGCUGGCCGCGCCCCAAAGCUCCAGACCAUCUGGUUCCAUGUGCCCUCCCUGCGCCUUGGCGCUUGUGGCGAAGUUCGACCCAAAGAUGAUGGAAAAGCUGGAGAUGGUGUCAGGCUUCUCCCCUGAUGGGGUGGACCCGACCCCCACCCCCAACCCAAACACUUCUCCAUCCCAGAGCUGCUCCCCACCCCACAAGUCCGAACCUGAGCCUGAGGCGGGAACACCGCAGGAGCCGGGAGGGGAGGAGACUAGCUCCUCUCCUCCUACCCCUCCACCAUUACUCUCCAAGCUGCCCCCAGAUGUGCCUGUCAUCAGCCUGGGUCACAGCAAGCCCCCUUCAGCUGUGCCCACCACCGAGCUGACAGCCCUGAGGCCCCUGCCCUCUAUGGUCCAGCUCUCUGCUCUGACCGGGGCCCCUGGCCCCCUCACCCUUGGUGGCCUGCCCAGCCCCCUGCUCCCACCGCACUACCACCCACACCCCUUCCUUAACAGCGUCUACAUUGGCACCUCUGGCCCCUUCAGCAUCUUCCAGAGCAGCCGUCUCAAACGCCGGCCCAGCCAUUGUGAGCCUGACCUGGCUGAGGGUCACCAGCCCCAGAAGGUGGCCCGCCGCGUGUUCACCAACAGCCGGGAGCGCUGGCGGCAGCAAAACGUGAACGGCGCCUUUGCCGAACUGAGGAAGCUGUUGCCUACCCACCCGCCCGACCGGAAGUUGAGCAAGAACGAGGUGCUGCGCCUCGCCAUGAAGUACAUCGGUUUCCUCGUUCGCCUGCUCCGCGACCAGGCGGCUGGCGCCACGCUGGAGGCCGGGGCGCCCCCGGAGCGCAAGCCCGACUCCCCCCGCAAGAGGGCCCCGGACAAGGGCCCCGAUGGCAAGGGGACCGGGGAGGGAGGCCGCCGGGGGGCCGGGCGCAGGGCCGAGCCGCCCCCGGGCCCCCCCCCACGCCGGCGGCAGCGAGGACCCCAGCGGGAGCCCCGGGGGGGCGGACCGGCCCAUUAAGAGCGA
Molecule: messenger RNA, 1114 nt
Organism: Tachyglossus aculeatus (Australian echidna)
Lineage: Eukaryota; Metazoa; Chordata; Mammalia; Monotremata; Tachyglossidae
Gene: LYL1
Product: LYL1 basic helix-loop-helix family member
Exons: 4
Coding region: 146-1108 (320 amino acids)
Biological process (GO): regulation of transcription by RNA polymerase II
Molecular function (GO): DNA-binding transcription factor activity, RNA polymerase II-specific; protein dimerization activity; RNA polymerase II cis-regulatory region sequence-specific DNA binding
Source: RefSeq, a predicted model, not a curated record